This is a messenger RNA of Pseudogymnoascus destructans, 2370 nucleotides long. RefSeq lists its product as uncharacterized. The transcript has 2 exons. Gene Ontology annotation, molecular function: signaling receptor activity. NCBI's taxonomy places the organism in Eukaryota, Fungi, Ascomycota, Leotiomycetes, Thelebolales, Thelebolaceae. The record is from RefSeq and is a predicted model, not a curated record. The coding region runs from base 494 to 1990 and encodes 498 amino acids. Gene Ontology annotation, cellular component: membrane.
ACUUGCCUCCUUUUACGUGACUUAUUGAUCAUAAGGGGUCUGGGUAAGUCUUGGCUGGUUAUUCCGGUCAAAAUUGCAUGUGCCAACAGAUCAACAGGAGGACAUAUCUGGGAACGGCUUUCCACCUUCCCACUCAUUACAACUUAAUUAAAGAUUAAAAACGUAUUCAUAUUCAUUUAUAUUAUAUUCAUACCAGUACAUACAUUAAAUAUCUUUGUCCACUCCACAGAGACCCCACACCCUGUUAUCCCCCGACUAAAGAUUUUAACCGCUCCCCACUACAAAACGUCCCUCGGGUUUCGAGCCUGCAGUUUAUAGUGCUCCUUUUAACGACCACGGCCGAUUGACGGACCUCCCCCUCUUCGGACUUCAAUUUCCAAUCCUUCACGCUGGCUACAAACAAACAAUAGCAUUCAUUACAACGCCCUGGGUUCACAUCCCGUGAGUCAGCGACUAGCUUUCGAAGUGGCCUACACAAACCCCUGAGCCAAACAUGGCUUCGACUACCGCCCUAGCCGCCGGGGCGGAAUGCUCUGUUGAGACCCCCAGCGCAACGACAUCGGGCAUUGGAGCCCCAACAGUGGCAUACAAACGACGCAACUCGUCUUCUCGCAGUGGAAAACUGUCCGUCUCCAGCUUGGAUUGGGAGGACGGGCUUCAGUUGAAGAUUGACCUCUUCCUCGAAGAAUUAGAACGACGAUUAGACUUGAUUGAGGAGUACGGCGACAUCGACCUCGAUGCCAGCAUCCAACGGGCCUACGCGACUUUACAAGCGGUACGGGCACGAUGCUCCCAGGUGUCGGAAGAAGUCCUCGACGCUGGCCGCAGGAGGGCCAAGGUCAUGGUGGAGACUCUAGAGUCGAGAUAUCAAAACGCGCUGGUAGCGAAGGAGACGUUUGCUGAGAAGGCACAGACGGGGCUCAUCCUAUUAGAAGAGAUGCUCUGUGAAUACGAGGCGCGAGCGAUGAAAUUCCGGGACCAGGGCUUCUGCAAUGCCGCAAACACGGUCAUCGAGGGUGGCCGCAGAAUGGUCGAUGAGGGUAUUGGCAGGGCCAAGGUCGCGGUUGAUGACAGUAUCGAGCGCGCCAUGAAAGCGGCAGAAGCUCUGGACAUCCGCAUCGCCCACGCCGUCUCGCAAGCUAAGAAGAACGGCCUGAUCAACUUCCAGGACCUCCCCGCCCCAUGGCAAGUGAACCCUCACAUCACGCGCGGCUACCGCUUCUCGGAGUCCAAAGUCCACAUCCUCCGCUCAACACUCACCAUCUCCAACGAACUCGUCAACAUCUGGUCGCACGCCAUCGGCCUCCUCAUCGUCCUCUCGAUCGCCUUCUACUUCUACCCCACCUCCGUGAACUUCUCCCUCUCCACCACAGCCGACAAAGUCAUCGCCGCCGUCUUCUUCUUCGCCGCCUGCAAAUGCCUCGUCUGCUCCUGCCUCUGGCACACCAUGAACUGUGUCGCGAACCGCACGCUGCUCGAGCGCUUCGCCUGCGUAGACUACACCGGCAUCUCGCUCCUCAUCGCCGCCUCCAUCAUGACGACGGAGUACACGGCGUUCUACUGCGAACCCGUGGCCCGCUCCGUCUACCUAAUCGCCACCGCAACCCUCGGCGUCGCCGGCGUCAUCCUCCCCUGGCACCCGACUUUCAACGCGAAGAACAUGGCCUGGGGCCGCGUCGCGUUCUACGUCACCCUCGCUGCGACGGGCUUCGUGCCUGUGUUCCAGCUAGUGAGGACGCGCGGUGGGGACUGGGCGUGGGACUUCUACGCGCCGAUUACGAAGAGUAUUGCGGUGUACUUUUGCGGCGCGAUCGUGUAUGCUAGUAAGGUGCCGGAGAAGUGGUAUCCCGGUGCGUUUGACUACGUCGGGGGGAGCCAUAACUUGUGGCAUUUUGCGGUGCUGGGGGGGAUCUUGUUUCACUACCGCGCUAUGGAGCAUCUCUUUGCGGCGGCUUUUGAGCGCGCGCAGUUGGGCUGCCCUACGUCUUGAAUGAGUUGUGUUGAUUGGUAUGUCAGAGUCAAAAGUACAGUACAUAUAUGAUUUGGAGCCAGAUAUGUUGGAGUGGGGUACUGUAUAUCGAGGAGAUGAUACAUUAAAUGAGGUGAGAUUCAUUGCAUAUUCCCGUCUGGACGUGACGGGAACGAAACCUGGCAUUCGGCCGCAAUUUUUAUUUUUAUUUCAUUUGGGAGUAAAGGCAUGGCGACGGAGUCAACUUGUGUGUGGUUGUUGUUUCCUUUUUGGCAAAGCAUUUGCAUAAUAAAUAGGGCUGAGGAGGAGGUAUAAUAGCAUAGAGGAUUUGCAUAUCGCAUAUGAGCCUAGAGAGAGCGCGCCGUUGAGCGUUCCAUAGACUAUAAUUUACAGUUUACAUG